Nannizzia gypsea CBS 118893 is the source of this 576-nucleotide messenger RNA. RefSeq lists its product as hypothetical. Gene Ontology annotation, biological process: intracellular calcium ion homeostasis. Gene Ontology annotation, cellular component: extracellular region. Gene Ontology annotation, molecular function: hormone activity. NCBI's taxonomy places the organism in Eukaryota, Fungi, Ascomycota, Eurotiomycetes, Onygenales, Arthrodermataceae. The coding region runs from base 1 to 576 and encodes 191 amino acids. The record is from RefSeq and is a predicted model, not a curated record. The transcript has 2 exons.
AUGCGGUUACACCUCGUAUUCGCACUGGGCCUUCUACCAACGACUCUUACAGCAGCUGAGCUCUACCACAAACACGAUGAUCAAGCGCUAGCCUCCUGUUCCAUUCCCAAGAGGGAUAACUGCGAUUUUUACCUGUCCUGUCUAGAAGCCGCGGUACCAUGUGGCCGCGAAGGCUACGCCAUUGCCUAUGGCGACCACUACUGUCACAAAUUUCAAUCAGUGCUGACGCGGUUCUCUGAUCAAGGCAAAGUCUGGCUCAGCAACGCCAUGUAUUGCCUGCAGGAGAAGCUGGUGCCCUACGCGACUGGCCAAAAUCAAGCCAGCUGCAAGGCGAUCCAGAAAUACGCCUUUGCAACACAUCCAUCCUGUUACCUCGAUAACGGCCUGUGCACUCUCCCACCCUCGGACUGGCUUGCGAUCCUCGAAACUGUAGGCACCGAAGGCCUGUUUGGUAGUAUUGACGCCCUCAUUGCAACGCUUGAGGCUGCUGGUGUGUGCAUCGACUUUUAUAUCUGGCUGAUCAGGAACGAGUUCAUUGAUAAGGCGGAAAGACGGAUCUCCAGUAAGGAAUUGUGA